Colletotrichum lupini is the source of this 993-nucleotide messenger RNA. RefSeq lists its product as uncharacterized. The transcript is spliced from 9 exons. Bases 1 to 993 code for a protein of 330 amino acids. The record is from RefSeq and is a predicted model, not a curated record. NCBI's taxonomy places the organism in Eukaryota, Fungi, Ascomycota, Sordariomycetes, Glomerellales, Glomerellaceae.
AUGUCACGUUCAUGGAAGGGUCUCCAAUACGAAUGGGUCCCCGAAAAUUCGUCGCAAUUUCCCGCCAGCCAGAAGGCCCCUUUCGAAAUCGAGAGAAAGAGAGACCUGGACGAAGGAAAAAAAACAACGAAAGAGGGGGGCCCGAGCCUGGUCAAAGUAACAAUAUUUCACGAGAACGACAAGAAGCACGAGGAAACUGACGGAUAUACCCUUCCGCGGCCCAAGGGCACAGAAUGGUAUGGCUUGUCGUUCUUGGGUUGCACCGAGACACCCGACUGCGACUCUUGUGCCCGCUCCUCUCGUCGCUCGCUACCUAGUCUCGACGGGCAGAUGAGCCUACGUGGUACGGUGUUAGACCACCAAGUCGCACGCCAUCUCCCGUCCUUUCCAGUGCGCGUCUCGGACUCCGCAUUUGGAGAUAUGGAGCUGGGUAGCUUUUGCUGGGAGGUGAGGGUAUGUAGCUGCCCAAACCCCAAUGUCCAUCGUGCAGGGAUGGUGGCCGUCGCUCUGGAGUCCCAGCUUCAGAUUCAGAUUCCUUUGAAGCUCAUGACACACAGCAACCGGGGAAGCAGCAAACCGAGCUUUGCCUCGUCUCGCCUCGCCCGAUUCUACAACAGCGGGAAGGUGAAGCUGAUCAGGGCCGAGAGCGCGGGGGGGUUUCGAAAUGGACAAGAUCGAUCAUCUCUUCUCACUACCCUGGCACGCCGCACGCCUGACUUCUGCACGUUCAAAUACACUACGGACUACUUGGCCUUGGACAGACGGCGUCGUGUGGGCUCCCUGUCACGAUUGGCCGCUAUUGCGAAGCUGCCAUUGGCGCGUCUUGAGACCAGCAGUGUCCCCGGUGUAGUCCAGGAAAAGCAUGGCUUGCUUGUGUGCCAAUUAGCCUGGCUAGGUACUCAGAUGCAGAAGAGGCAGAGGAACACCGACGUCCGUGGUAGCCCAACAGCAAGCCGCAACGACAACAAGCAGAUUGGAGUAGAAGCUUGUUGA